Molecule: messenger RNA, 645 nt
Organism: Moesziomyces antarcticus
Lineage: Eukaryota; Fungi; Basidiomycota; Ustilaginomycetes; Ustilaginales; Ustilaginaceae
Exons: 1
Coding region: 1-645 (214 amino acids)
Source: RefSeq, a predicted model, not a curated record
AUGGGUUUCUCAAACGAACCACUAGUUUUGCCACCGAAGAAGCCGAUCUACCGACGCGGCGGCUUCUGGUUCAUCGUCAUCCUCCUCUGCGUCAUUGCUGCUGUCGUGCCGCCACUUGUGGUCUAUCGCGACCGCCUCUCUUCCAACUCGUCGCCGUUCGACGAGCGCCCGUUCUGGAACGGCACGGGCCCCAACGACAAUCCUUUCGGCACGUGCUUUACCAUGCAGGCCACCGCAUUCCAGCCCAACUGGAAGGGCCAACAGACGACCACAUGGUGUGGCGCGCAAUUCAACAAGACGGCGCCCAUCUUUGCGCUGCCGUUGAUCAACAUGUCGCGCGCCGUCAAUGUGUCGGAGCCCGUGACGCACGACGUGGAUCGCGAUGUGUGGGAAAGCAUGACGCGCAACUGGUGCGGUGCGGAAGCCAAGAUCCGUGGGCCAGCCGGCGAGUUUGACGCCAUCUACGGAGACGCCAACGUAUGGACGACGAUCGACCUCAACAUGAACCUGUUCGAGACGCUCAAGGGCGUACCCAUCGGCACAUAUGCGGAUCCAGACGAAGCGCGGUGGAUGGACAACAUCCGGGUCUGCUUUACCGGCAACCGCACCAAUGUCUUCCGAGGGUAUCCGUAUAGCUACGAGUGA